GGAAGUAAUCAUGACAUUCAUUUUGCUUAAAUACGGAUAAUCAGUAGUGAUUUGCUAUCAGUUUCAAUCCACAGAACCAAGCACACACAGCACAGUUCAAAAAUCAAACACAGACAAAAUGGCAGCUAAGAUGAUCGUUUUCGCAGCCUGCGUGGCCGCCGCACUCGCCGACUACGCUGCCCCGGCUUACCCAGCACACCACGCUUACGCCGCUGAACACUCAGCCCCGACCCCAUACAACUUCGAGUACAGCGUAAGCGACCCACACACUUACGACGUCAAGAGCCAAUCCGAACACAGUGACGGACACGGAAACGUCAAGGGAUCGUACAGCCUUUUGGAAGCCGACGGUUCCACCCGCGUCGUCGAAUACACCGCCGAUGACCACAGCGGUUUCAACGCUGAAGUCAAGAAAAUCGAAGGACACGGACACGGUUACAGCGCACCCGCUUACAAAUCCGCCCCGGCCUACAAAUCCGCACCGGCUGUAUACGCCGGACACUCAUACGCCGCCCCAGCUGCAUACGCUAGCCACUCGUACGCCGCCCCAGCUGCAUACGCUAGCCACUCGUAUGCUGCCCCAGCUCACUCUUACGCUGCUCCAUCCACAUACGCCGGACACUCAUACGCCGCCCCUGCUGCAUACGCUGCACACUCUUACGCCGCCCCAGCUGCAUACGCUAGCCACUCAUACGCUGCCCCAGCUCACUCUUACGCUGCUCCAUCCGCAUACGCCGGACACUCAUACGCCGCCCCUGCUGCAUACGCUGCACCUGCUGCAUACGCUGGACACUCGUACGCUGCCCCAGCUCACUCUUACGCUGCCCCAGCCGCAUACGCCGCACACUCUUACUCCGCCCCGGCUUACAAACCAGUUGCAUACAAGGCAUACUAAUAAUUUUCGUUUCAAAAACUCAACAAAUUCAAUUUUUUACAAUGAGCUGCAUUUUUUGUCAUAGAAAUCAGCUUUUUGUUAUUUCAACAACUGAUUAUGUAUAAUCUAUUCAAUUGUUAAAUAUAAAAUGAAACAUUUGAAUUCUAA
Messenger RNA from Metopolophium dirhodum (rose-grain aphid), 1042 nucleotides. Its product is annotated as cuticle protein 16.5-like. The record is from RefSeq and is a predicted model, not a curated record. Gene Ontology annotation, cellular component: extracellular matrix. The transcript is spliced from 2 exons. Lineage: Eukaryota; Metazoa; Arthropoda; Insecta; Hemiptera; Aphididae. Bases 119 to 895 code for a protein of 258 amino acids.